Messenger RNA from Truncatella angustata, 959 nucleotides. Its product is annotated as carbonic anhydrase. The record is from RefSeq and is a predicted model, not a curated record. Gene Ontology annotation, biological process: cellular response to carbon dioxide; cellular response to oxidative stress; carbon utilization. The transcript is spliced from 3 exons. Lineage: Eukaryota; Fungi; Ascomycota; Sordariomycetes; Amphisphaeriales; Sporocadaceae. Gene Ontology annotation, molecular function: zinc ion binding; carbonate dehydratase activity. Bases 1 to 720 code for a protein of 239 amino acids. Gene Ontology annotation, cellular component: cytoplasm.
AUGCCUCAAGACACAACGGACCCCUUCAGCUAUGCGCUCUCGUCCAAUCAGGCAUGGGCUGGGUAUAAGAGCCAUCAGAACCCAGAGUUCUUCACGAAACUGGCCGGCGGACAGAGUCCUUCGAUACUCUGGCUAGGGUGCUCCGACUCGCGCUGCCCAGAGACGACGAUCCUGGGUCUGCAGCCGGGCGACGUCUUCGUGCACCGCAACAUUGCCAACAUCAUCUCGCCGACGGACAUCAACACGUCGGCCGUGAUCGAGUACGCGGUCGCGUUCCUCAAGGUCAAGCACGUCGUGCUGUGCGGCCACUCGGCGUGCGGGGGCGCCGCGGCCGCCCUGGGCAACGCCCGCGUUGGCGGCGUCCUCGAUACCUGGCUCACGCCGCUCAGGCAGCUCCGCAACGCGCACCGCGACGAGCUCGGCGCCAUCCGGGACGAUGGGGCGCGCGCCGUCAGGAUCGCCGAGAUGAACGUCGAGCAGGGCGUCAAGGUCCUCCUGGCCAAUGCGACGGUCGCGGAACACAUCCGGGACAGAGGCCUGCAGGUCCAUGGGACGCUCUUCGACAUCGCGAGCGGGAGGAUCAAGGACCUGGGUCACGGCACGGGUAAGGCAGGCCGGGCCGGGCUUGUGAGUGAUGCCACGCUCGAGGGAGACGUCAUCAGAGGCAAGCACGCGGCUUUGGUAUUUAGGAGCAGCGGCGCUGGUAUGGAGGUUCGAUAAGACUCAGAUUUGUAUUAGGAAAAAAAAAAAAGAGGGGGGGGGUUGCUUUUAUGGGAUAGGAGACCUAUGGAUCUUCGCGGUUGACCUAGGCUGCGACAAGGGACACGGAGUUGAAAGGCAAUGGUAGACAUGAGAAGAAAACGGUUUCGCUUUAUAUUCAGCGAAGGCUCGAGGUUUGGUUAUUUAGUCGAGCCAUUUCUGGUACUAGUUUACAAGGUACAAAUUUCAUUCAUCCAAAC